This is a messenger RNA of Aspergillus bombycis, 1518 nucleotides long. Its product is annotated as aldehyde dehydrogenase ALDH. Lineage: Eukaryota; Fungi; Ascomycota; Eurotiomycetes; Eurotiales; Aspergillaceae. The transcript has 3 exons. The record is from RefSeq and is a predicted model, not a curated record. Bases 1 to 1518 code for a protein of 505 amino acids. Gene Ontology annotation, molecular function: oxidoreductase activity, acting on the aldehyde or oxo group of donors, NAD or NADP as acceptor.
AUGCCGGAGCUCGAUCUCUUCCUUGAUAUCACAGCGCCAAACGGUCGCAAGUAUAAACAGCCUACGGGUUUGUUUAUCGACAAUGAAUUUGUGAAGUCUACGUCUGGGCAGACUAUUGCGUCUAUUGAUCCUGCCACCACCCGUGAAAUCGCUUCGGUCUACGCAGCUGGGGCCGAGGACGUCGACAAGGCAGUCAAUGCCGCCAAAGCUGCCUUGAAGGAUGAUUCAUGGAAGCUCCUCCCCGCCACAGACCGAGGAAUGUUGAUGGGUCGGUUGGCCGACUUAAUAGAGCAGAAUAAGGAGCUGUUCGCUACGAUUGACGCGUGGGAUAACGGAAAACCAUACCAUGUUGCGCUGAGCGAGGACCUGGUGGAAGCCAUUAGCACCUUCCGGUACUACAGUGGCUGGGCCGAUAAGACGUUCGGUCAGACGAUCAACACAACCCCCCAGAAGUUCGCCUACACAAUCAGACAGCCCAUCGGUGUGGUCGGUCAGAUCAUCCCAUGGAACUACCCGCUGUCCAUGGCAGCCUGGAAGCUGGGGCCUGCUCUGGCUUGUGGCAACACGGUUGUGAUUAAGGCUGCCGAGCAGACGCCCUUGAGCAUUCUGGUUCUGGGAACCUUGAUCAAGGAAGCCGGCUUCCCGAAGGGUGUUGUGAAUAUCAUCAAUGGAUACGGUCGCGAGGCCGGUGCCGCUCUGGUGCAGCACCCUUUGGUUGAUAAGGUGGCGUUUACGGGCUCCACUGCUACGGCGCGAGUGAUUAUGAAGAUGGCUGCGGGCAGCCUGAAGAAUAUUACUCUGGAGACGGGAGGAAAGUCGCCCCUGAUUGUGUUCAACGAUACCGACAUGGAGCAGGCCGUGAAAUGGUCCCAUUUCGGUAUCAUGUCCAACCAAGGCCAGAUUUGCACGGCUACGUCGCGGAUCUUGGUCCAGAAGGACAUUUACGAUACCUUUGUUGAGCAGUUCAAGGGCGCUAUUCAGACCACAUCGAAGAUCGGAGAUCAGUGGGAUGAGAGCACCUUCCAAGGACCCCAGGUGACUCGCGCUCAAUACGAUAGGGUGCUCGAGUACAUUCAAGUGGGCAUUUCGGAGGGCGCGACGGUGGCUUCCGGAGGAGGUCCUCACCCACCCAACAGCAACGGAGAGUCGGGAUACUAUGUUCGCCCGACUGUUUUCACAAAUGUUACGGACUCGAUGCGUAUCUAUCGGGAGGAGAUCUUUGGGCCCGUGGUUGUCAUUGUGCCAUUUGAGACGGAGGAAGAAGCCAUUCGGCGUGCAAAUGAUACCACUUAUGGCCUUGGUGCGGCUGUCUUCACAAAGGAUCUUGAGCGUGCCCACCGCGUUGCAGCUGAGAUUGAGUCCGGUAUGGUCUGGAUCAACAGCAGCCAGGACUGCGAUCCUCGGGUACCGUUCGGAGGGGUGAAGCAGAGUGGAAUUGGGCGAGAAUUAGGUGAAGCUGGACUUGAGGCGUAUAGCCAGGUGAAGGCUGUACAUGUUAAUAUGGGAAACAAACUGUAG